AUGGGAUCUAGAAGAACAAACACAAAAGGCAAACAGCUCCAAGAACUGAUCAACGAAGGCUUUUUGAACUGUGUCGACGAUUCUAUUACCACAUUUGAAAAGAACGAUUACGAAGAAAAAAUUGACUGGAUUUUAGCCAGUCAACCACUCUUUUCAUUCAUAUCAAAUGUCGAAACACAUCCAACAUUAGGACUUCUUAGUGGACACAAGCCAUUAACCUUCGAUAUCUCGAUCGGAACUGAAGUCAACGCCGCAUCACCACGAUUAUCGCUCAACUUUAAGAGAGCCAACUGGAGGAAAUACAGAAACACACUGGACGAAAAACUGAAAACAUGGAACAAGCCAGGUCCAAUCUUACCCGGUGACAUAGACGACUAUGCAGAGUUCGUCACAAAUUGUAUCACCACUGCCUCCAACAUAGCCAUCCCAACAGCGUCAAUGCCGAAUACAAACUUCAAAAUGAAAAUGGAAUCAAUGAGUAAAAAGGAAGAUUUACAAAUCAAUGUUGCUGAAGUUGAUCCGAGAAUUGAAGAAAUUAACAAUGAAGAUGAAGUGACAAAACAUCACAAUGGAAUUUAUUGGCGUUUAUUAUUUCUUAAUUUAGUUGUUUUAUGGGCAUAUCAAUCAUUAAUUUCUGCACAAAAUUAUUAUAUAAAAUUUUUUCCAAAAGAUCAUUUAGAUUUUUGGGGAACAGUUUCUGCAGGUACAUCAAUGUUUUUUCUUCAUAUAAUUCAAUUAUGGCUCGGUGUUUAUAAAUAUGGAUUUACAAAACGUGUUAUUCCUGGUUUUAUUUGUUAUAUUUUAAUUUCCAUUGCUGUUAUGGCAUUUAAAAAUAAAAUUCUCUUAAUUAUUGCAUUUGCAAGUGUUGGUGGAGUAAAUACAAUCACAGAAUCUCCUAUUUAUGGAAUUGCAGGUUUAUUUACAACAGGUUCAUUUACACAAGCAGUUCAAGUUGGAAAUGGUAUGGCGGGAUUUUUAAAUGUAACAGCAAAUACAAUAAUACGUUUACUUGUUUUAUUAUUUCAUAGUCAUAUUGAUGAAGAUCAAUUGUCAUUUUAUAUUUUUAUGAGUGUUUUGAUUGUUUUAUGUAUUUUAGCAAUUUAUGUUUAUUAUCGUUUAAUUUCACUUCCACCUGUUUCAUCUCGAAUUGAUCAACAAAUGAAUUUAUUUCAACGAAAUAAUGUUCCUGAUGUUAUUCAAGUAAAUGAACAUGAAAACGAACUUUCGUUUUGGACAUUAGCACAAAUUUUAAAAAUUCAUUUAAUUGUUCAAUUUUAUGUUUUAUUUAUUAGUUUAUUAUUAUGGCCUGGAAUUCCAUGUAGUUCAUCAAAUACAGGUUGGUUUGCAUUUCGAGGAAAAACUUGGUGGUGUUCACCAUUUGUUAUUUUUACAUUUAAUCUUGGUGAUUUAAUUGGACGAACAUUAGCUGUGAAAGUUCAUCAAUAUUUUUCAUCAAUGACAUGUCUUGGUGCUGCUUUACUUAGAACUUUUUUUAUUAUAAUUAUUUUUUAUCGUCAUCAUAUUGAUAAUAUUCUUUUACUUGUUUUAAUCACUUUGAUGGGUUUAACAAAUGGUCUUCUUGCAACAAUUACAUUUAUGGUUCGACCAGAAACUAUUGUUGGUGUUCAUAAUUGUGAACGAGCAGCUUAUUUAAUGACUGCAGCACUCUAUUUCGGUAUUGCAGCUGGUUCAAUUGUAGCUGCAACUUUAGCAUUAACAAAUGUUCUUUAA
This is a messenger RNA of Adineta ricciae, 1731 nucleotides long. NCBI's taxonomy places the organism in Eukaryota, Metazoa, Rotifera, Eurotatoria, Adinetida, Adinetidae. The record is from the annotation of a GenBank genome assembly.